AUGAACAUAAACCCAGACGCCGCAAGGGAUAUCCCCUGCAAGAACGUGCUCAUCUAUGGCUACUGCAAGUUCGAGAACAAGGGCUGUGCAUUCUCGCAUGGUGGUCUGCUUAGUCAAGCGGGCCAACACCAGAAUGCCUCCAAGAACUCAUCCUUGAAGUCUGCGUCCGGAAAUUCCGUCACCAAUGCCACUUUGACGUCGUCUUCAUCAGUGGAACCCGUGGAUUCCACCGCCGCAUCGUCCCAAAAGCCAUCACUUAACAACGAACCUAAAAGGAAGUUCAACAUGAACACGCCGCUGUUCCAGCCCUCAGUGCUGGCUAUCACCAACAAGUUUGCGACAUUGUCACCAAAGCUCAAGGAGAUUCCCAUCUUCGUGCCCUCCUCCGGUGACGCUGCUGGCGCUGCUCCAUCCUCUUUAAGCACCAAGGACUCCACCACCGUGUUUGCUUCGAGAAAAUUCAACGCAUCGACGCCAUCCUUCACACCAUCCAACCCAUUCGAUGCCCCUGACCAGUAUGCGAGUCCAGCCAAUGAUGGCUACGUGUCACAGGACAUGAACAACUCCACCUCUGUGCAGAGUCUACAACAACCUGGCCCUGCCAAGCAACAAAAUCCAUACUUGCAGUCAUCGGGAGUUCUUCCCACGCCUGGCGUUGGUCUGAUGCCACCAGUAUCGGACUACAGGUUUCUGCACACACUGGGCCCACUGGCCUACCCAUUGAACUACCACUUGUAUGCUCCAGCGCCUCCACCACGCUUCUCGAUGCAAUUGAAGCCCCACGAGACCACUGCCAAUGCCAUGUUCAUCCCCAAUGAUCUUCGUGAGCUUCUUACUAAGAAGAAUGAGGCCACUUUGCAGACCAUGUCGCAGCUGUCUCUUCCAGAACAUGUUGGGGUUUACCACUCAUUAGUGCCCAUUGACCUGUCAUUUGACAACGUGUCGAAGCAAUAUCAGAUUCCUAGCCACGUUUAUAAAGUGACUUCAAACGUGGAUGGUGCUCCUUAUGCCAUGAGAAGAAUCGAUUAUAGCUCCAAGUUACGUAUCUUGAAUGAACUUCCAUUCAGCACCGUGAAGAAAUGGAAAGCACUCAAGAAUCCCAACAUUGUGCAGCUUCACGAUGCUUUCACUUCUGUGGGAUUUAUCAACCAUGGUGAACCCACCUUGUGUUUAGUCUACGACUUCUAUCCCACUGCAAAUACCUUACAGGAACAUCAUUUGACCAGAAGGUUGGGAGGCAAGCUUGAGCCCAUCACUGAAGACAUACUUUGGGCUUACGUGGUGCAGUUGACAAAUGCAUUGCUUGCCAUCCACAAGGCUGGUUUGAACGCUGGUUCGUCCAUUUCGCUAAGUAAGAUCUUAGUGACAAACAAGAACAGAGUGCGGUUGGGCGCAGUAUGUGUCGAUGAUAUUCUCGAGUACGAGGCAAUCGAGGCACGCAAGGAAGAAGUGGGUACAGACUCUGCAUUGCACACGCUUCAGUUGGGUGAUAUAAUUCGCCUUGGAAGAGUCAUCAAUGAGUUGGCAUGCGCCACGCUCCCAGUCAGCUUGCGUGGCGGGUCAUUCGAGUCUACCUUGUCGAGUUUGCGGAGCUUGUCAUCGGUUCUGCUUUCGGAGGAAUUCUUGACGGUGCUUAAAGUGUUGAACACAGUGGAGGAUGAGUUUGAUCUACUUCAAUUCUACAAUCACUACCUCUCUCAAAGAACUCUCAAUUUGCUUAAUGGUUUGCAGGAUCUGACCGAUUUUUAUGAGAGUCAAUUGCUGUCGGAGGUGGAGAACGGGAGACUAUUCAGACUCAUGGUCAAAAUUAAUUAUGUUGUUGAUCGCAGGCCUCAGGAUAGCGAGCUCAGUGGAAGCUUGCUCGUGAUCAAACUAUUCAGAGACUUUAUUUUCCAGACAUGUAAUGAGUUUGGCAAGCCUGUUGCAGACUUGUCAAAGGUGUUGACCAACUUGAAUAAGUUAGAUGUUGGGGUUGAUGAGAAAAUUUUGCUAAUAUCCCGUGAAGAGGACAGUUGUAUUAUAGUGAGCUACAAGGAGGUGAAAGAUAUCAUCGAUCUGACCUUCAGAGCUAUUUUCAGGUAG
Sungouiella intermedia is the source of this 2082-nucleotide messenger RNA. Lineage: Eukaryota; Fungi; Ascomycota; Pichiomycetes; Serinales; Metschnikowiaceae. The record is from the annotation of a GenBank genome assembly.